AUGAUCAUUAUAGUUCUAACGGCAUUCCUUUGCAUCCUGGGAAGUGCAUUAGCUUCUGUUGAAGAAGCUGAGGCUCUUCUUAAAUGGAAAGCAAGUUUUCAGAACCCGGAUAAUCCCCUGCCAUCUUCAUGGAAUCUUCCGCCAAAUGCUGCGAAUUCUUCUCAUUCUCGAAAAGAAAUCGCCAGCCCCUGCGUUUGGUAUGGUGUCUCUUGCAUUCAUGGAAGUGUCAACCGGUUGAACCUCACAAACUCAAGUAUCAAUGGUACUCUCUACAACUUUCCGUUUUCAUCCCUCCCAAAUCUUGAAUAUGUUGAUCUGACCCUGAAUGAUCUUUCUGGGACCAUACCACCUCAGAUAGGUAACCUCUCCAAGCUCUUGUAUCUUGACUUGCAGCGCAAUCUAUUUUCAAAUACUAUCCCACGCGAGAUUGGCCGAUUGAAAAAUCUCCAAACCCUUCAUUUAAAUGCCAACGAGUUAAAUGGCUCAAUUCCUGAGGAGAUAGGGCAAUUAAGGUCUCUAAGUGAUCUGGCUUUGGCCACUAGCAAUCUUGAUGGCCCUAUUCCUGCUUCCUUGGGCAAUUUAAAAAACUUGACUUAUUUGUAUUUCUAUGAUAAUCUGCUUUCUGGCCCUAUUCCUCCUGAAUUAGGACAUCUUUACAAUCUUGUUGACCUUUACAUGUACGGAAACCAGUUAUCAGGUCCUAUUCCACCCUCCUUUGGAAACUUGAACAAACUAGAGGUCAUGCAUCUUUACAGCAAUAAACUCACUGGUCUCAUUCCUCCUGAGAUAGGGAAUCUAACAUCACUGCAUAGUCUGAGUUUAUUCAAUAACAGUAUAAGCGGCUCAAUCCCACCAUCACUAGGCAAUCUAGCCAGUUUGACUCUCCUGCACUUAUAUGGCAAUCAACUCUCUGGUUCAAUUCCCAAGGAGUUGGGCAAUCUGAAACUUCUCGAGGAUCUAGAAUUUGCCGAUAAUCUGCUAAGUGCUUCCGUUCCUGCUACACUAGGUAACUUGAGUAACUUGCAGUAUUUGUAUCUCCGCAUGAACCAUCUUUCUGGUCCUAUUCCCCAAGAGCUUGGAAACUUGACAAAGUUACUUCAUCUGAUCAUGGGAGAAAAUCAUUUCUCUGGUCACUUGCCCGAUCAGCUAUGUCAAAGUGGAGUGCUUCGCAACUUCACUGUAAAUGACAACAUGCUUACAGGUCCAAUUCCUAGAGGCUUGAAGAACUGCUCAAGUUUGCGUAGAGCUGCCUUCGGUGGAAACCAGCUCGGUGGAAACCUCUCGGGGAUACUGAUCAUGUUUGGGUUCUAUCCACACUUGGACCACUUGGAUCUUAGCAACAACUUUUUCUAUGGCGACCUCUCUAUGUUUUCUGUUAUUUGA
Molecule: messenger RNA, 1383 nt
Organism: Coffea eugenioides
Lineage: Eukaryota; Viridiplantae; Streptophyta; Magnoliopsida; Gentianales; Rubiaceae
Product: MDIS1-interacting receptor like kinase 2-like
Exons: 1
Coding region: 1-1383 (460 amino acids)
Molecular function (GO): protein binding
Source: RefSeq, a predicted model, not a curated record